AUGUCUUUUGCCACCGGAGCUCUCUCCUGCUCGAAGAACAUGGGUUUGGAGCACAAGAUGGGGAAUGCUGAGAAAAAUGGGAUCUUGAUGGCUAGGGAAGGUGAAACGGAGGAGAACAGCGAGCGUAAGCAUGCUGGUAAGGAGGAGGAGAUCAACAGGCAGAUGAGCGAGACCUCCCUUUAUGCUACCGAGGAGGAAGAGGAAGAUGAUGAUGGGAAGGAUGGCAACGGGAUUGAUCUGGGACCUCAAGUCAGCCUCAAAGACCAGAUGGAGAAAGACAAGGAUGAUGAGAGCCUGAGAAGGUGGAAGGAACAGCUUCUGGGAAGCGUCGAUGUGAACUGUGUCGGAGAAACCUUGGAGCCCGAGGUUAACAUUCUGAGCCUUUCGAUCAUCUCUCCCGGAAGGCCUGACGUUGUCCUCCCACUUCCUGUGGCUCCGAACUCCAAGGGCGUGUGGUUUACCUUGAAGGAAGGUAGCCAUUACAGGUUGAAGUUUACCUUCUCCGUCAGCAACAACAUCGUCUCUGGUCUCAGAUACACUAACACGGUAUGGAAGACCGGCGUCAAAGUGGACCGAACAAAAGAGAUGCUGGGCACCUUCGGUCCUCGGCUUGAAUCAUACACAUACGAGACACCAGAGGAGACCACUCCCACGGGUAUAUUUGCAAGAGGAUCAUAUGCUGCAAGGACCAAGUUCAUCGAUGAUGAUGGAAAGUGCUACCUGGAGAUGAACUACUCCUUCGACAUCCGUAGGGAAUGGCCACCGAUUAGCUGAAUAUAAGAUCAGUUCCAUAGAGAAAAGUCUCAUGCUUUUUGAGGCGACAAGUUCAUC
Musa acuminata AAA Group (dessert banana) is the source of this 831-nucleotide messenger RNA. Its product is annotated as rho GDP-dissociation inhibitor 1-like. Gene Ontology annotation, cellular component: membrane; cytosol; cytoplasm. Lineage: Eukaryota; Viridiplantae; Streptophyta; Magnoliopsida; Zingiberales; Musaceae. The coding region runs from base 1 to 774 and encodes 257 amino acids. Gene Ontology annotation, molecular function: protein binding; Rho GDP-dissociation inhibitor activity. Gene Ontology annotation, biological process: Rho protein signal transduction. The transcript is spliced from 5 exons. The record is from RefSeq and is a predicted model, not a curated record.